This is a messenger RNA of Lycium barbarum (goji berry), 1701 nucleotides long. Its product is annotated as dehydrogenase/reductase SDR family member FEY-like. The transcript is spliced from 8 exons. NCBI's taxonomy places the organism in Eukaryota, Viridiplantae, Streptophyta, Magnoliopsida, Solanales, Solanaceae. The coding region runs from base 49 to 1203 and encodes 384 amino acids. The record is from RefSeq and is a predicted model, not a curated record.
UGGAAAAAAGGAAAAGGAGAAAGCACCUGAGAAUCAAGGGGGAAGGAGAUGGCGAAGUUGGAGGCGAUUCAGAGUGAGGAGAAAGAAGAAGCAAAGCAGCCAUUGAAGAAGACGGCGAAGAAAGAAUCAUUGGGAUGGAUAGAAUGGCUACGUGGCUGGUUCUAUUUGGUAUACGAGAUGCUUUUCCAAAGGAUAUUGGCUAGUCACUUGCACAACCCUAUGCCUCUCCCUCCUAUUAAUGACCUCACUUGCAUCGUCACUGGUUCUACCAGUGGUAUUGGCCGUGAAAUCGCUCGGCAGUUGGCGGAAGCAGGAGCUCAUGUGGUUAUGGCUGUUAGAAGCACAAAUCGUGCGCAGGAAUUAAUACGAAAAUGGCAGGAAGAUUGGUCUGGCAAGGGCCUUCCACUCAACAUUGAGGUCAUGGAGCUUGAUCUUCUCUCGUUGGAUUCUGUUGCACGAUUUGCAGAAGCAUGGAAUGCCCGCAUGGCACCAUUACAUGUUCUCAUCAACAAUGCUGGCAUAUUUUCGAUUGGAGAACCACAGAAGUUUUCAAAAGAUGGGUAUGAAGAGCACAUGCAAGUGAAUCAUCUAGCUCCGGCUAUGCUUUCCAUAUUGCUUUUACCAUCACUUAUUAGAAGUUCUCCAAGCCGAAUUAUUAACGUGAACUCUACCAUGCACUAUGUUGGGUUUGUCGAUCCAGAAGAUAUGAAUGUUGUAUCCGGAAAGAGAAAGUACACCAGUGUAGUGGGAUAUGGGGGCAGCAAGCUUGCUCAGGUUAUGUUCAGUAGCGUCCUUCAUAAGAGGCUCCCUGCUGAAGCUGGCAUAAGUGUAGUAUGUAAUACUCCUGGAAUUGUUCUAACCAAUGUUGCGAGGGAUCUUCCUCAGUUUUUGCAAGUUGGUUAUCGUCUAAUACCCUACUUUAUAUUCAAUGCUGAAGAAGGCUCUCGAAGUACCUUGUUUGCAGCUACAGAUCCUCAAAUUUCCGAGUACUGUGAAAUGCUGAAAGCAGAUGACUGGCCAGUGUGUGCAUACAUUUCCCACGAUUGUCGGCCAACAAAUGCUUCUGAAGAAGCCCAUAAUGUUGAAACUUCUAACAAAGUCUGGGAGAAGACGCUGGAAUUGGUUGGUCUUCCUUCAGAUGCAGUAGAGAGGCUUAUAGAAGGGGAAGAAAUUACAUGCCGAUAUGGAAAUUCCCCGGAGUAACUCCUUCACCGCUGAUGAGAUGUAUGCUUAAUCUAUUGCUUAGUGCCUGGACUGUGGUUCAGACAGCAUCUACUAUCCACAGGAUUUGGCACUCGACAAAGUUGUCAUACCUCCAAUUCUCUUCUCUUGACCUGUUUCAGAAUUCAAAGGAACAAAUGAGCACGAGUAGAAACCUGUAUUGCAUGAUAGAAAUUUUUGGCUUUUGCUUAUGUUUUACGUGUAAAAUUGACAGCCGGAGCUAUCUUCUAACUCAGCUUCUAGACAUGUAACCUAUGACAUUUCAAGUGGCACGGAGUUCAUGUGUUCUUCGCGUGAAGCCUGAUGAAGGUCUGGGUACGUGUUCUUAAGCGGGAUCCGUUUCCCCAUGUCCAAAGUGCGCACUCUCCUUUUAUAGUUUGGUGUGUUAAUUCUUGUGUGCAACAUACAAAAGUGAAAAACUCUUUUACCGCAUGAAUAUGUUCCAACGUGUCCAUUACAUGUUGUAAAGGGGCAACCUUA